Messenger RNA from Entamoeba invadens IP1, 927 nucleotides. Its product is annotated as protein phosphatase PP2A regulatory subunit A, putative. Gene Ontology annotation, molecular function: protein phosphatase regulator activity. Gene Ontology annotation, cellular component: cytoplasm; protein phosphatase type 2A complex. The transcript has a single exon. Gene Ontology annotation, biological process: protein dephosphorylation. NCBI's taxonomy places the organism in Eukaryota, Evosea, Mastigamoebida, Endamoebidae. The coding region runs from base 1 to 927 and encodes 308 amino acids. The record is from RefSeq and is a predicted model, not a curated record.
AUGUCGGAGUCGUUGAAUUAUUACGAGCGUCUCGACUCACUCAAAUCACUUAAGACGCCCACAUUAGAGCAGUUAUUUGUUUAUUUAGGAGACCAAGAUCCCUCAGUGAUAGUGACUGCAUUAAAAAUGAUAGAGCCGAAGCCGACUCCUUUUUUGAAGGAUCCGCUCUUUGAGUUAUCAACACAUGUGAAUCCGUCGAUCCGUUGUUGUGUUCUCUCGAUAGCACCGUACACUUUACAACAACAAAGUUCGAUCGAAUUGAUACAGAAAGCGUUAAAAGAUGACAAUUCCGAUGUUCGUUUGACGGCAUUGACUUCCGUUCAAGUCUUACUUGACCAAGUCACCAUGGAACAAUUUUUCUCGUUAGCCACCGCUGUCAUCGACAUGAUGAAUGACCCCGAGUGGCGUGUUCGUUCUUCUGUUCAAUUAAUGCUUCCACAGAUAGUGUCAUACUUUGGUCUUGAAUUAUCGGAGCGAGUGGUUUUAGUGUUAAAAUGUGGGAUGAAAGAUGCUUCGUUAGAAGUGCGAAAACAGACAGUCCAGUCGAUGGCGGAUAUCGUCGAGAUGUUUGGAGUCGAGUGGGGGAAGUCAUAUAUCACUCCUUUGAUUAUUCUCUUCUACACACAUCCAAAUUAUAAGAUAAGACAAUCAACUCUAGCAGCUAUGGUAGAGGUCGGAUAUGUCAUGGGAAAGGACGCAUUCACUACGAGUUUCUUACCAAUGAUACUCAAUUUGGCGUUUGAUGUUGUACCUAAUGUCAGGCUGACAGUUUUACAACAACUCAGAGUCUUAAUCUCGAAGAAAUUUUUGGACAUCGCAAUUGUCAACUCAAGAGUAGCUCCUUGCGUUGAAACGUUAGCUAAAGACACGGACGAGGACGUCGUCGCAAUGGCUAAUAACCUCAAACCUUUGCUCAAUACAGAAUAA